Messenger RNA from Arachis duranensis, 1233 nucleotides. Its product is annotated as protein FAR1-RELATED SEQUENCE 5-like. Bases 1 to 1233 code for a protein of 410 amino acids. The transcript has a single exon. The record is from RefSeq and is a predicted model, not a curated record. NCBI's taxonomy places the organism in Eukaryota, Viridiplantae, Streptophyta, Magnoliopsida, Fabales, Fabaceae.
AUGUCCAUAAAGGAGGAUGAUGUGAAGAAUGAUUCUGAUAAUGAUUUGGGUGAUGAUUUCGAUUAUCAACCGAAUGCAGAAGAUGAUGCUAAAGACAACGAUGUAGACUCGCUGGAUUCUACUAUCAAGAGUGAAGAAGUUUGUGGUGUAAAAAGAAUAGCAGAUUUAAUGGUGGAGGAUAUUUGGAGCCUGGAGUUUAGAACAGAGGAUGAGGCUUGCCAAUUUUACAACGCUUAUUCUUGUUGGCAUGGAUUUAUAAUAAGGAAGGACGACGUGGUUAGGGAUAAUCAAGGUAGAAUCAUUAGUAGGCAACUUGUUUGUAACAAAGAGGGCUGGAGGAAUAUGAGGUAUCUUGAUCUGGAUGAGAGAUCAAGGGAGGCAAGGUCCCUAACGCGAACCAAGUGUCCAGCUUGGCUUAGGGUAAAGCUUGACUACGGCUGUGGUAGAUGGAAGGUAUCAUGUUUUGUGGAAUCGCACAACCACGAUUUGACGCCACCCCAAUUUGUGCAUCUGGUACCGACCAAUCGUCGUCUCACUGUCACUGAUAAAGUCCAAGUGAAAAAUCUUCAUAAUUUUGGUGUCAAGACCUGCCAUAUUAUGGGGUAUAUUGCGUUCCAGAAGGGUGGAUAUUGUCAAGCUGGCUUCACACGCAAAGAUAUGUACAACUACAUUGAUCGUUAUCGUCGGUCAAAAAUUAAAAACGGGGAUGCCAAUUCAGCAAUAAACUAUUUGAUUGGCAAGUCAAACAAUGAUCCGCUGUUCUUUGGAAAGUAUACGUUCACUAGUGACGAAAGGCUCGAGCAUAUUUUUUGGGCAGAUGGGCAGUCAAUUAUCGACUAUCACUGCUUUGGAGAUAUUAUUGCCUUUGAUUCAACCUACAAGAAGAAUAAAUACAACAAUCCUUUGGUCAUUUUCUCCGGAUGCAAUCAUCACAGGCAGACUGUUAUCUUCGGCUCCGGCUUAUUAUCCGACGAAACCAUAGAGACGUAUAAGUGGUUGUUGGAAACCUUUAUUAAAGUGAUGGGUGGAAAAAGUCCUAAAGCAGUAAUAACUGACGGAGACCUUGUCAUACAAGAUGCAAUCAAGAAUGUUCUUCCUGAUGUGACCCAUCGGUUAUGCGGAUGGCAUUUGCAGAGAAAUGCGCGUGAAAAUAUAAAGAAUCUGAAUUUCCUGCGUGAUUUUAAGGGUCUUAUAUACGACAACAACGACCACAGAGACUUUGAUCGGAGAUAG